Zea mays is the source of this 2400-nucleotide messenger RNA. RefSeq lists its product as uncharacterized. The transcript is spliced from 6 exons. Bases 1284 to 2096 code for a protein of 270 amino acids. Lineage: Eukaryota; Viridiplantae; Streptophyta; Magnoliopsida; Poales; Poaceae. The record is from RefSeq and is a predicted model, not a curated record.
UUUUGUGCCCAAAGUUCCAAUAAAGUAUUGUUGAAAUUCGAUGAGCAAAACCAUGGACCAGCACCGCCGGUAUCCCGUUCCCAAUUCCACAGAUUUCCGCUCCCCACUCCGCACUCCCAGUACUUAAACCACCUAAAAACCAAGCAAAAUCCCACCUCCCGAACCCUGGACUCAUAGACAAGGAAUUGGGAGAUUCGAUUUCUGCUAUUCAGCCCACGCCCACUGGUUCAACCGGUUUCUUCAAAUCUCAGGCUUCAAGGCCGCAACUUUUCCCCCGUUGGGGUUGGACUUGGACAGCUGCCGUGCUUGGGAGGCAUUGCCGGCAACGGGAGGUCCAAUCAUCGAUCCUUCGGUAGGUAAUGGAGCAUUUUGGAUUUGUUCCGGCCACUUUAUGGUUGAGAUUUGCUAUUUGUCCUCAUUAAGCAAGCAGGUCUGUGAUGGCCUUACUUUUCUUGUGAAAUAAAAUGAAUGGGGAUCUCAACCAGGAUAGAUUAGAUGGCCUGGAGGUGUUAGUAACAAUUGAUGAGAGAGAAAUGUUGCAAAUUAGGAGUUACAUGUGGUUUCGAGCGUUUCUUGGUAGAAACAGAAUAUUCGUUGUUACUCCCUUCCUGCCUGGUUCCUGAGAUAAGGGAUGCUUUGCUUGGCGUUCACUGCUGAAUUUGUUUCACUGCAUUAUCUCCAAUGUAGGGAGGAAAUGUCCCAUGUAGGUUGUGUCUGCUGUGCAAGUGGGACGAUACAUUCAUCCUAGAUGCCACAUCAGCACCUCACUCAUGUUUUGACAAUAUGAUUGCCCAACAUGUUCUUCCAUUCUAUUCCCCAUUUUUCAUGUUUUCUAGACGUUUUUCUUUUAAUGUGGUAUAGUUCUUGCCAUUUCACCUGGUAGAGCGGUGCCACUAUUUUACUUCUGUGUUAUGCAACGCUCAUUUUUGUAAUAUAGGAGAUUGGCCCUUUUGACUUAAAUCCAAUGUUUCAUCCAUUGCAAAAGGCAUCGCUUCCUUAUGAAAAAAAUGCCAGUAUUAGUUGGCAGGGAGGGAUGGAGGAGCAUCUGAUUGCGAAGUUAAUUUCUGAGCGCACCUUCCAUGCCUAUGAUAUAAUGAGCUCAGACUCUGCCGCUCAGCUAUAUAUAAAAGCACUGGGAAAAAAUGUCGGGUAUUACUUGGGAGGGACUAGAGAGGGAGGAGCAUCCCAUUGCAAAGUUAAUUUCUGAGUGCACCUUCCAUGCCUAUGAUAUAUGAGCUCAGAUAGAUUGUAUAUAAGGACCACGGUUCAGAUUACUGUCAAGCAUGUCUCUACUUUCAAAGUUGCGCUUGAUCACCGUGGAUGUUACUGGUACACUGAUUGCUUACAAAGGACACCUUGGGGAUUACUACUGUAUGGCAGCAAAGUCUGCUGGGAUGCCAUGUCCUGACUAUAACCGCAUGCAUGAGGGCUUCAAGCUUGCAUACACUGAGAUGGCAAGACAGUACCCUUGCUUUGGAUUUGCAGCUAAGAUGCCGAACAUCGAAUGGUGGAGGACAUGUGUUAAGAAUUCAUUCGUUAAGGCUGGCUAUGAUUAUGAUGAAGAGACAUUUGAGAAAGUCUUCAGGCGCAUUUAUUCUGCAUUUGGCUCCUCUGCGCCAUACUCGGCGUUUCCUGAUUCGCAGCCCUUCCUAAGGUGGGCACGCGAAAAGGGACUCACUGUUGGCAUCGUCAGCAAUGCAGAAUACCGCUACAAAGAUGUAAUCCUGCCAGCUUUAGGAUUGAAUCAGAGCUCCGAAUGGGACUUUGGGGUGUUCUCAGGUGUCGUUGGCGUUGAGAAGCCAGACCCAAGAAUUUACAAGAUAGCGCUGGAGAUGGCAGGAAACGUCGCUCCGGAAGAAGCGCUCCACAUAGGUGACAGCAUGCGGAAGGACUACACCCCAGCUAGGAGCAUCGGGAUGCAUGCGCUGCUCCUGGACCGGUUCAAGACUGCCGACGCUGAGAGCUGGAGGCAGUCAGGCGCCACGGUGCUCCCGGACCUUGUCGCCACUCAAGAGUGGCUCACCAAGGAUCAGAAUGACGAACAGGAGGAAACAGUGGCAGCACGAGUGCUGAAGAGAAUGUCCGAAAAGCUAUAGAUGGGGGCUUUAACCAUGCAUUAAUUCUACGAGUGUUCCUUUAUAUUAUCUAGCUAUGGACUGAAGGUCCAAAAGCAACUUAUGCUGAUGAGAGGUUGGUGACGAUUCUUGGCUACUGGCUACUGUAAUUAGCUUGAGCUACUAUUCUGGUUGCAGCAUCUGUGGCUGAACACGAGUACCAUAUCUGAGUGUCAUAAGUCAUGUUGCGAAGAACAUGAGUAGCAUAUUUCAGGUGCCGUUUGGUUCAUAUAUUUGUAAUGUAAUGGGUAACGGAUAACGUUAAAUCAUGUUUGUUUUAGUCCAA